AACACGACAUAAAUGUAUCGCGCAAACAUCAUUAAUUUAAUGCAGUUGUUGGUGCGCUAAGGGGAAAAAAUACAUCCAAAUCACGUAAUAUUUACGUUUGCUUAUUUAUAGCUAGUAACUUAUAACCUGAACUCGUGAUUAAGUUUGUUUGCUUCCUUGAAUGACCUUUAGUACACUUUACAACUCUGACAACGUCUCAGUCAAGGAUAAAGGUGGGCUUUGUUUGUUAACACAGUCCUGAGCGCAAACAUGGGAGUCAGUAUUCUUCUCUGGGGAAUUCUUUUUUUUGCAUCUAAAAUAGCUUGUCAAACAUGCAGGGGAAAGUGUGGAGCUGUAUUGGAAGAAUGCUCCUGCCAAACUACCUGUUUGUCUUUAUUGAAUUGCUGUGCAGACUACAACCAGUCCUGUUUCCAGGUGUCUCCUUACUCCAGUUCUAUGCUGGGAGGAAGAGCUCUAAAGAUUCUCAGUUUGGACCUUCAUCCUGAUGAGCACCUUGUCUGCAGGUUCAAAGGUAAAAUUAAACGAGAGGGGUUCAUUGAUGAAGCAGGCCAUGCAUACUGUGUCUCACCUCUGUUGUUUGAGACGGGUUGGAUACCAUUUGAAGUCUCAACAGAUGGAAUCAAUUUUGACCGAUCUGGAGAGUAUCUGUCAGUCCAUCCCAGCAAAGCAGACCCUGCUUUUGAAGUCACCUUGGUGAAUGCAACACAGUGGCAGAACUAUGGCGCGCCAAACAUGGCAGGACCGCUUAAGAUGACUUGGAACAGCUCUGCAGUUGAAGCAGAAGAGGUCAACAUAGAGCUGUGGGGUUACAGUGAAGUCAACAGGAGCACAGCAGCAGGGACAUCAUCACUGCAGGCAGAGUUGAGCUAUCUGUACUCUCAUAGCAGGAAUCUGUCCAACACAGGUGUCUUCAGCUUUACCCCUGAACCCAAAGAGGACUUCUCUGCCUGGGAGUUGGGGAAUAUCCGCAUCACUGCUAGUUCCAAAGCAGAGGGAGAAAGGGAUGUACAAGGACUCUGGAGUGGAGGUCAUGUAUUGGCGUGGCACCUGGAGCAGGCUUUUAGAGACAACUCUUCGGCCUGGGCACAGAACAAGUGUCUGCAGUGGGACGCCAAGGAGAAGAAACUGCCCAAUUUCCUGAAUGAGCUCAUUGACUGUCCUUGUACACUGGCCCAGGCCAGAGCAGAUACAGGCAGAUUUCAUACUGAUUACAGCUGUGACAUCGAGAGAGGCAGUGUAUGUACUUAUCACCCUGGUAGUGUCCACUGUGUCAGGGGAAUUCAGGCCAGUCCCAAUCAUGGAUCAGGGCAGCAGUGCUGCUAUGACAGUGCUGGUGCUCUGGUGUUGACAGGAGACUCAGCCGGUGGCAGCACCCCAGACAGGGCUCACGACUGGGGCUCACCUCCAUACCAGGAGCCCCCUCGGGUGCCUGGGUAUUCCCAUUGGCUUUACGAUGUUAUGAGUUUCCACUACUGUUGCCUGUGGUCUGACCACUGCCACAUCUACUUCAAACAUCGACCUUCAAGUCUAUGUCGCAACUACCAGCCUCCACAAGCAGGUGUUGUCUUUGGAAAUCUGCAUUUUGUAACAUUUGAUGGCCUCAACUACACUUUCAAUGGCAAAGGAGAGUAUUUUCUUGUGUCUUCACCAGACAGAGAGCUGAGUGUUCAGGCUCGAACAGAACAAGUGAAACUUAAUAAUGGUACCUUGGUUAAUGCCACACGGCUGUCAUCACUGGCUAUGAAGGAGAAAUCCUCUGAUGUCGUUGAGGUACGCCUUAUAGAUGAACAUCUUCAGGUGCUGCGGAACCAAAAGAUUCUGCCUUUAUUUGAGCAAAGAUGGAUGGAUUUACAAGGUGUGUUUGUGUUCGCCCCUUGCCCUCAGAAUGUGACGGCGAUGUUUUCCUCUGGUGUUGGUUUGGAGGUUCGAAUGCAUGAAGGAACCAUGGUAGCCACUGUUUUGCUUCCAGCAGAGUUUUUUAACCACACCCAGGGUCUUCUUGGUCUGAUGAACUCUGACCCAUCAGAUGACUUUAUGACCCGUCUCGGAGAGGCCAUCUCAGCUGAUGCAACAUCAGAGGAAAUCUUUGCCUUUGGAGCUGGAUGGAACAUUUCAAAAGCAUCUUCACUUUUUACCUACGACACAAAGUACCUUGUGGAUUCCUACUAUUUCCCUACAAGCCACGAUGCUGCUUUUGUUCCUGCCUAUUCUUUACCAGAGAGACAUGAUGACUCUUUGUUAGCAGACAUGUUGUUGAUGUGCACGGGAGAAGGGGCACAGUUCUGUAAAUAUGACACUCUGAUCACUGGGAGUCUUGCAGCAGGAAACUCCACACUCAGGGCCUACCAAAGUUUUCAGACUCUAAUAGAAGCUCUGCAGCCAGUGGUGUCAUGUGGUUGGCUUCCCCCUCCCAGGAAUGGGAAGAAGAAUGGGACUCAUUACCUGCAUGGGGACACCCUGAGCUUCACCUGCAAUGAAGGCUACAUCCUGUACAGUUCAACAGAGCGGACCUGUAUGGAGGACGGGACGUGGACAGGACAGCAGCCUUACUGUAUGAUAGAGGAUAUCGUUGGGUUUGUUCUUGGUGCUGUUGGGUCCGUUUCGGCAUUGGUGACAAUGGGAAUAAUGAUCACACUACACAACAGGAAACAAAGCAGAUACCCUGUGGGAUCAUUCUCAAAACUCCAUACCACAGAAACAAAAGGCUAAUGGAAGUGCUAGCUCCUGGAAAGAUAAAAGCCGAACCACUCGAGAUGGUGACCCAAACUCAGACUUGCUAAACACUCAAAGCCGUCUUGGAUUGUGGAGCAUCUGUGUGAACUGGCUUUGUCAACAAACUUUGCUUUGAGAUGAGCUUUUGGAAAUCAUUUGCAGUCGUGCUGCCCAUUUGGAUGACCUUCCUCUCUUGACCUGCUGACCUUACCAGGAAAACCUCAGGCAUCAGAUGUGUUGUUUGGCUCUUGUUUAGUCUGGAAAAUCUCCAUGUUGCUGCAAAUGGAGCACAGGGGGGGGGGCUACAGAUGAGGGAACUAAAGUAGAAGAUAAAAUUCAAUGAUUGUUUUUAUAUCCUUGUUUUGCAUGACUGAGUGUCCGAUCUUCACUAGGAAGAGAAUUGUAUAAAUACUACACCAAAGAUGAUAUCAUUACAAUCAACACUCCUUUGUUUCCUUGCAGUUUAAAAUGGGACCAGAUGUGUUAAUGCUCGUGUCAAAUGUGAAGUGAACGUGAUCAUUUUUUGGGUUGAAAAUCUUCGAACUUGUACACAGCGUUUGUGUGGGCUCGUAGCCUUCAGUCAAACGAGAGGUUUUGCUGAGUGAUUGAGCCAAAUUAAUCUUAAAUGUUGCAUAAAGGUCAACUCUUUGCACCAUAUCAUCUCUCGGCUUUCUUUGUACGGUUUCAUAAUUGGAUUAGAAAGUAAUGACUGAAUGAAAGCAUCUAUAAAUGUUUUUAAAAACAAGUGAGGAAAUCAGUAAUGUGUUAUAUGUUAGUGGUGUUUGUGCACACUACUCUUUAGAGCUCAUGAAUCAUCCUGAUAAAACCCUGCAGGCAUGCACAGUCUGGCACAGCACCAUGCCCCAUCGGACAGACCACCAUAUCAUGUUACCCCCUGGUCCUCUCCUCUGCUUUGAACCUGACUCGCUUUGCCUUCUCCAAAACUACGCCCUUAGGGGUCUAAAAGGAAACAGAGUGACAAGGUCCCUUGUGGCUGAUCUCUUAGAGUGAUAGGUGGGGGACCAGCUAGGGAGGAAAAGUACUUUAUGUUGAAAACUAACUGAAAUAACCUGGCUUGUUGCAAAUAGAGGGCUUUGAAGAUCUUGCUCUAUGUGAGCGCUUCAAUGCUAUAUUUAUUAGAAUCAUCCUGCAGACACCAACUAUUACUGUGCUGUCAUGCUUCAAAAACCCUGUUGUUCUUUUUUUUCUCCCACAUAAAACAACAUUAAUGUUUCUCUGGAGCAUAUAUAGGUAUAUUUGUACUGUUACCAUGGAAUAAAACAGACCCCAAAAGCACCACAGAGAAUUAGUAAACCCCCUCCCGUAUAUUGUUGUCUGAAGUCUGUAUUAGCUCAGAUUUGACUCAUUCGCAGUCUAAUCUCCUAACUGGGUGCAAAUUUCCCCGCUUUCAUGUGUCAGUCAAUGCUUACAAGAGAGGCAAUGGAGCAAGCUGCUGCGUCUGUUUGCAGAGUCAGAUGCUGAUUAAUUGCAUUUGGAUGAAAGUAGAAGGUUUUUCAUCUCGAUGGGGGCCUGCUCUAACCCCGAAUGUUUACACUCACUUAACUUCUCAACAACCCGGCGUAAUUAGUUCAAUCAUAUUCAAACACAAGUAAAUGCUAAUGCGCUCUGUGGAAGCUUGUUGCUUUCACGUGGGACUUUUCCCAAUUCUCAGAUCUGCUCUGCAUCCCUGGAUUAUGAAGAAAGGCUUCAGAAGUGGCUUUUGGCUGAGGCUUUUGUUUUUUGAUAUGCCUUUAUGUUUGAUGUCAACUCCAGCUUUGCAGGUGUGCUUUGUCCCUUACUGCCUGAUGCCUCAUGGUUAAGCAGCACCUUCUGAUGUUAACUCCUAAUUUUAAGGCGUAGGUUGAAAUAGAUUGAGUUUGAGAUUAAGGUGUUUGCCCAAACACAAGGUUUUGUCAUUGACAGUGUAACACUUAAUUUUGGGAGUAAAGUAAGUUAAGCCUAAAGUGGAAAAAAAAAUGUUUCCACUGACAAAACUCAAAGAAGCUGUAGAUGUUUUCCCAUUGCAACACACCUGAUUCAAAUUAAAUGCUUCUUCAACUG
Molecule: messenger RNA, 4773 nt
Organism: Melanotaenia boesemani (Boeseman's rainbowfish)
Lineage: Eukaryota; Metazoa; Chordata; Actinopteri; Atheriniformes; Melanotaeniidae
Gene: susd2
Product: sushi domain containing 2
Exons: 15
Coding region: 250-2709 (819 amino acids)
Source: RefSeq, a predicted model, not a curated record